Molecule: messenger RNA, 791 nt
Organism: Canis lupus familiaris (dog)
Lineage: Eukaryota; Metazoa; Chordata; Mammalia; Carnivora; Canidae
Product: translation initiation factor IF-2-like
Exons: 4
Coding region: 153-695 (180 amino acids)
Source: RefSeq, a predicted model, not a curated record
GCGCGCAGAGCCCGGCCCGUGGCCCAGCGGCACAGGGUCCCCUGCGGCAGAGGCGAGGCGUCCUGGCCUGCGCCAGCCGGGCCGGCUUCGGGGAUCGCCCGGCCCGGCCUCGGGCCACCGCCGGGUCUGCGGGUCUGCAGGUCGAGGGUGGCAUGGGCACCCGCUGCCCCAUUUACCCCCGGCCCUCCUCAGCCCUGACUCCGAAGCCACACUCCCUCUGGGGCCGGGCACCCCUCUCUCCUGAAGCAAGUGCUCAGCCAGCUCACCUGUGCGCACCUGUGUCCCCCGCAAGCCAGGUCCAGACUUGGGCUCCAGCACCAAGGGGGCGUCCAUCAGCCUGGGACGUCAUCUCCACUCGGCCCCGAUGCCGGUGGCUCACAUGCGGUGGCAUCACUUUCGGGGUCACCGAGUCUGUGGGCCCCGGUGAAGGGGCCAUGCCCGUUCCCCGGCCUCUGCCGCAUGGCUCUGAGGCUGUGACCUCUCUCCUCGGGAACCCAAAACGACCUCUGGGGACAGGUGCGGGGCCAGCUUCCCAGGCUGUGGACUGGACAGUCCCCCAGGACAGCAAGAAAGCCAACGUGCCGGUGUUCACCUUGGACGCACAGCCUUUGGGUCGGCUGCUGUUUGUUUUCUCUGCUUGGAGCGUCAGGACGCGGACCUAUUUAGGGAAGGCGUUGCUUCCCAAAGAUGGAUAAUGACAGUAAUUACAUCUGGCCUGUCCUGCGUCUUCCGGCCCCACGUCUGUCUUCAAUGAAGUAAAGAAGAAUUAAAAGCCAUUUUCUGGAAUGAAA